AUGAGAGGUCUUACCGUUAGUUCCGCAAACCGCACCCCAUCCGACUCUGUUUUCAUGAUCGCAGGAGUCAGCUCUGGCAGAGGAGACACCGGUUUUGGCGGAGGAGUCAGAGUGGAUAACCGUCUUUCAGUUUGGUUUCUUCGACACAGGAUUUCCGGAGACAGCGUUGGUGGAGGAGACACCGGUUUUGCCGGUAUGUUUGGUCGAUGGGGAUUUUCCAUCGAGUUUCAUCGCAGAUUCUCUGGAUUUUGA
This is a messenger RNA of Eruca vesicaria subsp. sativa (arugula), 252 nucleotides long. Lineage: Eukaryota; Viridiplantae; Streptophyta; Magnoliopsida; Brassicales; Brassicaceae. The record is from the annotation of a GenBank genome assembly.